This is a messenger RNA of Nematolebias whitei (Rio pearlfish), 1455 nucleotides long. RefSeq lists its product as uncharacterized. Lineage: Eukaryota; Metazoa; Chordata; Actinopteri; Cyprinodontiformes; Rivulidae. Bases 104 to 1294 code for a protein of 396 amino acids. The record is from RefSeq and is a predicted model, not a curated record. The transcript has 3 exons.
UCACAUAUAGGUGAAUUGUGUCUGUUGACGCAUAAAGUUAUAAAUCUACAGGUCAGAUCAGCACCAGUAGCUGGGCUGUUUGAGAGGUGCAGCUGCAGCAGCCAUGCCUGCUGGGUUCCUCGUUACAAGACUACUGCUGGUUUGCUUGUUGAGUGAAGUUGAAAAUGGCUUUUUUGCCACAGCACAACAUGUGGCACAACCUCAAGAAUGGCAAAUUGUCGGAAACCCUUAUGACUAUUUUCUCAGUGUGCAUCAACAGCCCAUUCAGCAUAUGAGGCAACCUUAUGAACAGAACAAUCCCUGGAUGAAGCUGCUUGAGGAUUUAACAAAGAACCGUGAUCACCCAGAAGUCGUCCACCAACCAAGUUUGCACCAACAAAUCCAGAGCCCCUACAAAAGGACACCUCAAGUUCUUGUGAAAUAUCCAGAUGGGGUAUCUUCACAAAACCCUGCUGUGGAGGCUAAAAAAGUAGAAUUUAAUGUGAACAUACCUCUUCAACAAUUUAUCAAAGGGCUCGUUUUGACAAAGAGAGGAUCAGACAUGCUCCGGGAUGUCAAAGAGGGUGACUGGGGGAGCCCAGUUUUAUACCAAGAAGGGGCUGGUGGUCCUUUCUGGUCUGAGCAUAAAGGUUUGCCCAGGGACAUUCUUAAAAGAAAACGCACCCCAGGUAUCAACUUAAGAUUUUCUGCUCCAGUACCAGUCCAUCGAGACCGGAAGCCCAGUUUACAUAGACCAGAAAAUUUGGUCCACCCUUUCAGUCAGUCAGAGCUGGCCCAGAAGAGUUCACCUGAGUUUGGACAAGAGAGGCCCAACAUGCAUUAUAGUCAAGGACCCCAUCCCUCCUAUGAUCCAGCACACAAUCUACAAAUGGCUAAGUCAGACUACCCCUUGGCCUCGGCUAAUUGGGGUCCAGUAAAUUCUGGCUUUCAGCAACCAGCUCAGCAACCUGAGAGACAAACUCUGCAACAAGCACCACAGCAACUUCAGCCACAGCUGCCCAGCUUUCGUCAGAUUUUCUCCACAGGGACCAAAGAGCCUUCAGUGUUGACCCGCUGGGCAGAAGAGAUUGCCAAACAGCUCCCACAUAUUAAAGUGUCUAUUGUAAAUCCUGAUUCUGGUCAUGGAGAUCCCUCAAAACAGGCCAAAGCUCCACAGCAAAGACCCCAUGAAGGCAGCGGUGUCUUUCCACAAGUGAGGUGUUCACCUCCUAUUCAGAACAAUCGACCCAGACUGAGGGCGUUGUGCCCAUGGCUCUUCAGGCCCUGCUUAACUUCAUCUAGGCUUUCAGCUUAAAACUUUUGCUUUAAUGUUUUUUUUUGUUUGUUUGUUUGUUUGUUUUUUACUUUAGUAAACAGUCUAAAUUAUUGGCACCUGGCUUUGUUAGUUGAGAUUGGACCAUUUUUGGUUUGUUAAAAUUGUACAAGUGGAUUUAAAUAAAAAAAAAUUAACUUUAA